Molecule: messenger RNA, 1131 nt
Organism: Apis dorsata (giant honeybee)
Lineage: Eukaryota; Metazoa; Arthropoda; Insecta; Hymenoptera; Apidae
Gene: galla-2
Product: MIP18 family protein galla-2
Exons: 3
Coding region: 303-782 (159 amino acids)
Biological process (GO): iron-sulfur cluster assembly
Cellular component (GO): cytosolic [4Fe-4S] assembly targeting complex
Source: RefSeq, a predicted model, not a curated record
CAAACUUCGAUAAUUGUUUCGACAAAACGUGAUCAUUAUAAGUUUAUGGUGUAAUAAUCGUUUUAUGUAUUCAUAUUUUUCAUAUUUUAUUAACAAUAGUAUUCAAAACAAAAAGCAAUAUGAUAUUAGAUUUUAUUUGAUUAUUAAAGUCUCUUCACUCCUGUGAUGCAUUAUUGUUUUAAAAGGAAAAAACUAUUAAUUUUAGGUUAAUUUCAUUAUCUCAAUGUAAAAAUUAAUAUUGAACAAGAAAAUAAUUUAAUUUAAUGAUGUUUAUAUAAAAAUAUGUAAAUCUAAUAUUUUUAAUGGAGAAAAUGGGUGAUAAAUUGGAAAAUAUUAAUCCCAAAUUAUAUAAAAAAAUAGAUGAAAGACAAAUUACGGCAGAAGAUGAAAAUGAAGAUAUUGUAGAUGAAUUUGAUGCGCGAGAAAUUUUUGAUAUGAUUAGAAACAUUAAUGAUCCUGAACAUCCUUUAACUUUGGAAGAAUUGAAUGUGGUAGAACAAAGUCUUAUUGAGAUUGAUAAUAAGGCAAACAUAGUUCAUGUAAAAUUUACACCAACAAUACCACAUUGUAGUAUGGCAACAUUAAUUGGCUUAUCAAUUAGAGUACAAUUAUUGCGAGUUUUACCCUCAAGAUUUAAAGUUAGUGUUGAAAUUACUCCGGGUACUCAUAUAUCAGAGACAGCAGUAAAUAAACAAUUGGCUGAUAAAGAAAGAGUAGCAGCUGCUCUUGAAAACAAUCAUCUACUUGAAGUAAUUAAUCAAUGUGUUGAUAUAAAAUUUUAAUAUUAAAAAAAUAUAUAAAUACUAAUAUCUGUAGAUUUAAAAGGUAUUAUAUAAUUCAUUAUUUUCUUAUUUAUUGAAUUAAAUGUUGAAUUAUUACAGGAGAUUUAUUACAAUUAAAUCUACAAUUAAUUAAAUAAAAAAAUGUUAUAUAUAAGAUUUUGUACAUAAAAUAUUAUUUUUUCACUGCUGACAUUGAUGUUGAUGUUUGUUUUGAUAAAUUUACCACUGGAUUAUAUUUAAAUGUCUUCUUCAAAGGACCUUUAGCUUCCUUAUUAAAUUGUAUCUUAUCAGCAUGUUUUAGAGAUGAUAAUCUAUUAGAUAUUUUCAUGUUAGUGUAAGCUGAAAAAAA